ACUCGCUGAUCGAGAGAUCAUGGACCGCCAUCGAAGCAGUGGAAAACAGAUGCCGAACACCAGAUUUCGUUUUCUUUACAGUAAUCAGGACGAAGAGCACGACUUUCUCUGAUGGUUAUAUAUAGAUAUGCUUUGAGAAUACGAGAGACCGAGCAUCAAGUUAGUUUUUUUUUUUAUUGUGAAUCUGAUGAAGCAGGCACAAGAGGAGAGAGGCAUCCGGGAACGAUACACCGGUUUUGCAUAAGUAGAUGUUGUUCCUGGAUAAUGGAUGCCUUGAUGCUCAUUGAAGCACCGGCUUGUAUGAUCACAUCACAAUAUGGGACUUGCGCUUGCCUCGCUGAUUCAUCAUGUCUUCCAAUUUCCUUCUCCGGCUCUUUCCAUAGGGAUCAUAUUCUUCGAGAACUUGAGAGUUGAUUUUUGAAUCAAUCACAAGUGAUCACAGUCGUCCUCACUUUUUAGCAACAACUGCUACAAACACCUCUACCGUAUUUCUUGACAUCGAAGAAAUCAGAAGCACAAAGAUGCCGAAGCUUAGCCAAGAAGUAUGCAAGGAGUUGGUUGCCACCGCCAACAAAAUCUGUACCCCGGGUAAGGGCAUUCUCGCCGCAGAUGAAUCAACCGGAACAAUUGCAAAGCGAUUUGACUCCUGCAAAAUUGAAAACACCGAAGCCAACCGUUCUUUCUACCGAGGCCUCAUGUUCGAGACGGAAGGUGAAAAAUCUUAGAUAGCAGGACUAAGUCUUGUAUACUCACUUCAAUUCUUGAGUUAGAGCUUGUUGAGGAUGAAGACAUUGAUGUGCGGUAUUAUGUCAAACGAAAAUAAAAGUAAAAUUAUAAGAGAACACAGCAAAACCGGAACCCCAACAAGGCGAACUUUGCUACCCUACAAAGCAAGUUACCCUACUCUCUCAACAUCUUUCAUCUUUCACUUCUAUCUUGUUCAUCUCAGGUCUCGGAAACUACAUUUCCGGUGUUAUUCUUUACGAAGAGACUCUGUACCAAAAGGACCCGUCUGGAGUGCCAAUGACCGAUCUCUUGAAAAAGCAGGACAUUAUUCCUGGUAUAACACUUUGAUUAUGGCCUACUACUUUGAAGAUGUGCACGUGGAGUUUCUUAAUGUCUAUUUUGAGUCAUGCUUAAGCUCACCAGUACUUGUACUAUUGUGUCUACGUUCAAUUUAUGCGGUGGUGGUCUACUUCCACAUCAAUAUAACGGAUACCAGUUUCCCGACCGCUCGCUGUAUUAACAUAUCUUUUUAUGGAUAUCAUAUCGACUUCGUUAUACCCCUGUUUUGUUGCAAACAGGUAUCAAGGUCGACAAAGGUCUUGUCGAUUUGAUGGGAACUGAGGGAGAAAAGUCCACCCAGGGUCUUGAUGGUUUAGCUAAGCGAUGCCAGGACUAUUACAAUGCUGGCGCACGUUUUGCAAAGUGGCGUGCGGUUCUUAGUAUCGAUGCGGCAACAGGUAUUGCCUCGUGAUUCACUUGUUGGAGCUAAUGUACUAUGACUAUCUAAGAGUUUCUUCUUGUAUUUGUAAAUUAUGAUGAAGUGCUCGAAAAGAAACUUGAGGUUAAAUCGAAAAACGACUGAACAACAACAUGGACCAUUUGAAAUUUAUUGAGUAAACAAUUCAAACGCCUGUUCUUCUUCAUCUCCAAUUUAUUGCUAGCUAUCCGAUUCCCAAUCCUCACUUCCAGGCAAGCCAUCUGAUCUGUCUGUCUUGGAGACUGCUCAUACGCUCGCACGAUAUGCAAGCAUUUGCCAGGAAAAUAAGAUUGUCCCGAUCGUCGAGCCAGAAAUUCUUCAGGACGGCGCUCACAGCAUUGAGGUCGCUGCGGCUGUCACAGAGAAGGUAUUUUUUAAGGUUUACGCGUUUGUACUCGACUAAGUCUUUCAUUAUGACAAGGAAAUAUAAAUAAGAAGAAGGUUCUUGUCCAUCUCCAUUCUCGAAAAUAACAUCUCCAAUCACAACACCUUUUGUUUCUUUCAUUUUCUCAGCAACAUGAACGUAGACUGACAUACGGACACGAUGAAGAAGAAACACAUAAUUCGAUUUUUAUUGUUUUCCCAGGUCCUCGCUGCGGUCUUCAAGGCCUUAGCAGAUCAUAAGGUCCUUCUCGAGGGAUGCUUGUUGAAGCCGAAUAUGGUGACCCCAGGAAGCGAAAACCCCAACUGGAGCACUCCUGAAAUCGCGUACAUGACUGUCCGAACUUUGCAGCGCACAGUUCCUCCGGCGCUUGUUGUUAAGAACUACAAAGAGAUGAAAGACAAAGAUCUUCCAUGCUUGUUGUUAUUCGUAUGCAGAUGAGUAAGAGUAGCACUAGUUACAGUUAGUCAUCAUGCAGUCUUGGCAUGGUGUUACUAAAUGAUUCGUUAUCGUUUUUGUGCUAGGUAGAUAUGGCUGAUUUUCUCAUUGAGAAACGGAAACGGUGCGAUAAGUAUUGCCACCUACCACUGGUGCCUCAUAGUUAUAAACUAACUACGUAAAAUGUACAGGGAACAAGCAAAGAACCUCUUCUAAUACGAGCGUGGUAUUCCUGUCAGGAGGACAGAGUGAGGAGGACGCAAGUUUGAACUUGAACGCAAUGAAUGCGAUGACGGAGAUGCGCAAGCCGUGGGCACUUACGUUCUCCUAUGGACGGGCUCUCCAGGCCACCUGCAUCAAGACGUGGUGUGGUACUGAUUACUGAAAAAGAGUCUUGGUCUUUAUUCCGAUGGUAGCUUCUGAUUCUGUUACACGUUAUACCAUUUGGUCUAGAAGGUACGCAAUUACUUUGACGGCAAAAAAGUUUCUUAGUACCAGAAGUUGCUCUGAAAAUGGAAUAUGAAACGAUCUUUUGCGAAACUCGUUGUACUUGUAGCUGACUUUGGCCAGCCUUGUUUGUAGUAAGCAUUUAACAACGUGAGCGUGUAUGUGCUAGUGAUAAUGGAUACGGCCGCGUUGUAAAGCUUACGGUUACAACGCAUCUACCUCUCAAAAUGUCACAGGCAAACCCGAGAACAAAGCAGCGGCGCAGGCUGCGCUUAUGGUUCGGGCGAAGGCUAACGGUGAGGCGCAGCUCGGGAAAUAUGCCGGAUCAACUGACGGCGCUGGCAAGGAGUCUCUCUUCGUAAAGGGAUACGUAUACUAAACAGCGACGUCAUCUUCUUCACUAGGUAGUGGAAGGGUCAGCAUGCCGCUAAAGAAAAUAGCGGUGGCAUAGCGCUGGCGCAAUACGAAUACAACUCAUGAAACUGAAAGCGAGUUCAAGUAGUCCAAGUUGGUCACAGCCACAUGAUCUAGGAUAUUCUAUUCAUGAUCAGGAGGUGUUACUUUUUACGUUUUUACACUACCUAGAAUGUUGAACAAAACAAAAACAUAUACAUAGCAAAACUUCAUGGAGCACAUGAUUAUUUUCCUGAUAUUAGCGUGUCGCUGCUGGUGCUGUGUCACUGACACUGCUCUCACGACGGCACGCCCCGAAGACAGCGCACCGACUUUCACUGGUGGCGCAAGUGACGAGUCGUCGUUGUCUUUCGGUUAUCACCUUCAGUUUUUUGUCAGACUACUGUGUGUCACAAGAAGACCCAGAAGGAGAACAAAUACAGUCCAUCUUUUUCAUUAACGCAUAGAAAUUAGCAUACAUGACCACAAUAUGAACACUGUCUUUGAAAGUCGUAGACUCAGCGAGAGCGAGGAUCGUCCAAUCAUAGAAAUUUGUUAAAAUUGUUAAGAACUCUGAGGAUUUUUACGAUGAUCGAUGAACAAUGGUUGAGCAUCAAUACAAUAACGAGAUGAUAAAUAGCAAUGCAUAGGCGUGGUCUUGGUCAUUCUCAUGUUCUCCACCUAAUCUCUUGCAUCUUCCUAAUUCAACGGCGACUUUUCGCGCAGUGCUUUCCGUGAUGAAGCAUUGUUUUGCUCUCCGCUGUGCAACGGUGACUCGCUUUUGAUAUGCCUUUCCUUGAUUAUCCGAAACACCAGUAUUUGACACUUGUCAAAACCGUAUUUCUUCGAAUGCUCCGACGACGAGGAAACUCCAUAUCACAAACUCGAUGGUAGCUUGGUCGGAAGACGGAGCUGCGCUUGAAGCACUCUCUUUGGCAGGUGAACAAGCAUUGGCUAAAAGCAAACAGUCGUGCGCGCUGGAGUAGAAGAUGUUGAAAUUGAAUCGAAAAACGGAGAGAAGAGUGUCCUCGCCGGGGCGAGACACCUGACGAGUCGCAAAGAUGGACAUUCCGAUUCAGUGAGUUAGAAGGAGUGGUGUUGAGGGAAACCCGACGAGAUAGAAAGAGCCCUAAUGACGAGAGCAAUCCGAAUCGUGGUCAUAAGUAUCUAGCAAGGUUUUUAAAAUAGAUAUGUCGUAGGUCCAAUCCGAAUCGACUAACAUCAUCAUCAUGUGGCGGAUUUUUGGCGAUUCUGUAAAAAAUUCCAGACGGACGAAAAACAAACAAGUUUUUGCGGUGAGAUUGAGUGGUUCUAAGUUUGGUCUUGGCGUUUCUUUCUUCGUCGGUAUGACAGUUAAUGGUACGU
Amoebophrya sp. A25 is the source of this 4508-nucleotide messenger RNA. The record is from the annotation of a GenBank genome assembly. NCBI's taxonomy places the organism in Eukaryota, Dinophyceae, Syndiniales, Amoebophryaceae.